Molecule: messenger RNA, 308 nt
Organism: Penicillium robsamsonii
Lineage: Eukaryota; Fungi; Ascomycota; Eurotiomycetes; Eurotiales; Aspergillaceae
Exons: 3
Coding region: 1-261 (86 amino acids)
Source: RefSeq, a predicted model, not a curated record
AUGACUCCUGGGCUAGUAAACAGCGGUCAACGGAAAGUCCGAGUUAGUGUAUUUGUGAAGUACUACUCCCGCUGGGAUCCAUCGCAGGGCCCAUCAGACCGCAAAUUCAAUGGUUAUCAGAUCGGUGCAUUCCCAGAAAUACGCUUGACAGCGCCAUCCCCAGCCCCGACCUCCGACCAGGUUGAUCCGCUCCGAACAAGCGAUUCUCCCGCAGAGCGCAGCGCCUGUCGCUGUACGUCCCCCCCGGCUCUCUCUCACUGAUUCCGUCCUCCUCUUCCCACUGUGAGAUCCACAUUUUUAAGACUCCC